UCGGUGUGUGACCACCAGAGGGCGCAAAUCCGGGGCAGGGUGUGUGUGGCAGAGCUGUGGCUGUCAACGGUAGGGGUGCCCACAAUCGAUUGGUACCUCAGCGAUCAUUCAUUCACGGCCGAGAGGAAAUUCUCACUCCUCGGCACCACUUUUGCCAUAAAAGUUUAAUUUAAUUGUUAUCGCAACUUUAUUUUAGGCCUAAUUGCAGCACCAAGUACUUUGUCUUCUUGAAUUUUUAAAAACCGUGUAAAUUAAUCGUUAUUUUAGUCCUCUUAAGGAAAAUGAGUUAGGAAAAAUUGUUUAUGUGGGCUUGCUCUAUGUACACCAUGUGUAAAUAUGUGGAAAUAGGUUUUCAACCUAUUUACACCAUGUGGAAAUAGGUUUUCAACCCGGCGCUGGUGUUUCCAAGCACCUAAAUUUCACCACUAAAUUUAAACAAAUUGUGUCGCCGGCUGACGUAAAGAAGCUGUCUUCUUUGCAACAGGUCUAUGGAAGGUUAUCUGGGGUCUUUAUUGCAAUCUUUACCCUCUUCCUUUUUCCAGCGACAACAAAACGGCCCUUUUAAAUUGAAAUUUUGUCCCUUUAAUUGAGCCGAAAUUGGUGUAGGCAGGUGGACUCCUUUACGGCCGCGUUGCUUGUGCCACUGGCUUAUCUGGAAAAGCAGCGUCUCUUGGGGGGGCUUUGCGGUGUCACCUCGCAUUAAACUGGUGACAAAUUAGAAAAGCGUGAAAUGACACGCAGACUCUUUCGGGCGCCCCAGGUGAAGCUGCAGAUUUGCUCCGUCACUCAGCUCAUUGCUUAAUAAGCCUCAAAGGGCGCUCAGAAAUUAGUUCAGAUGUUUGCAAAAUUAGGACUUCGCUUACAUCCUCCUCUGGUGUGAAAUACGUACGGAACUUCACUAUGUGUCAUACAUGAAGCGAGCACCAUGCAAUAUAUAGUAAAUGAACGUAUUUGAAGAAUCCGUAGCAAAUAUGCGCGUCGACACGGGAAUUUAAAUGAUAAUGCUGGAGAUGCCGGUUCUUACUCUCGACCACCCGGUGGAGACAGUGCAUGGUGCUUAUGGCAUAAGCCGAUGACUUCGGUCAGUCUGGAGGCGCCUGAAAAGCAACCAGUUGCGCUUGAAACGCCUGAGAGCGGAGAGGAGCUUUAAUCCGUGAUCGCAGCCGGGUGGCGGGCAAUCCCUGAGCAGAUCAUGGGGAUGCUCGCCUGAAACGUGCGAUCAGCUGGUAAAACGAGGACGGGGGGUGGGGGGGUGAGAUCGGUAACGGGUUUUCCUUUCCCACUUUACUUCGCACCCAUCUCACUGUGUUCAGAGCUGACAUGGUGGAGCUUGAGAAGGAGGUUCUGCCGCUGCCGCCGAGGUACCGGUUCCGAGAUCUCUUGCUGGGGGACUGGCAAGCGGACGACAGGGUGCAGGUCGAGUUCUAUGUGAAUGAGAACACAUUCAAAGAACGCCUGAAGCUCUUUUUCAUUAAGAACCAAAGAUCUAGUUUGAGGGUGCGACUGUUCAACUUCUCCCUGAAGGUGCUGAGCUGCCUGCUGUACAUCAUCCGCGUGCUGCUUGAUGACCCGCGGGAGGGUAGGGGUGGAUGCUGGAGCUGCCCCAAGCAGAACUCCUCUGCACAUCCCUGGAGCCAUUUUGACUGGUCCUUCAUCAUUUGGGUGAACAGGCCGGUCCCUCUCUGGGCCCUCCAGGUGCUCGUGGCCUUCAUCAGUUUUCUGGAAACCAUGCUACUCGUGUACCUCAGUUACAAGGGCAACGUGUGGGAGCAGGUGCUGCGGGUCCCGUUCGUCCUGGAGAUGAUCAGCGCUGUUCCGUUUGUCGUCACGGUGUGUCUGCCCUCCCUCAGAAAUCUGUUCAUCCCCGUGUUCCUGAACUGCUGGCUCGCCAAGCACGCCCUGGAGAACAUGAUUAAUGACCUCCACAGGGCCAUCCAGCGUACGCACUCAGCCAUGUUCAACCAGGUCCUCAUCCUGGUCUCCACGCUGGUCUGCCUCAUGUUUACCUGCAUCUGCGGGAUCCAGCACCUGGAGCGAGCAGGGAACAACUUGACCCUGUUCGACUCGCUCUACUUCUGUGUGGUCACCUUCUCCACGGUGGGUUUUGGUGACGUCACGCCCAAGAUCUGGCCCUCCAAGCUGCUGGUGCUCAUCAUGAUCUGCGUGGCGCUCAUCGUCCUGCCCAUCCAGUUCGAGCAGCUGGCCUUCCUCUGGAUGGAGCGCCAGAAGUCAGGCGGUAACUACAGCCGGUACCGGGCGCAGACGGAGAAGCACGUGGUGCUGUGCGUCAGCUGCCUGAAGAUCGACCUGCUCAUGGACUUCCUCAAUGAGUUCUACGCCCACCCCCGGCUGCAGGACUACUACGUGGUGAUCCUGUGCCCAGCCGAGAUGGACGCCCAGGUGCGUCGGGUCCUGCACAUCCCGCUCUGGGCCCAGAGGGUCAUCUACCUGCAGGGCUCUGCCCUCAAGGACCAGGAUCUGAUGAGGGCCAAGAUGGACGAUGCGGAGGCCUGCUUUAUCCUCAGCAACCGAUUUGAAGUGGACCGCAUCGCCGCUGAUCAUCAGACCAUCCUGAGAGCCUGGGCAGUGAAGGACUUCGCCCCCAACUGCCCCCUGUACAUCCAGAUCCUCAAACCCGAGAACAAAUUCCACGUGAAGUUCGCAGGUCAGAAAGCGAGGGGAAUCGAAAAAGCGCGCGCAUGUCCGUCCUCGUCCAUGUGAGGGCGAUGUGUGCCUGGAGUCUCCUUAGGGGGGGAGGGCGUGGCCGGCUCCGCUGACCAAUGGCAGCGCACCUACAGGCGCUGCUCGGCCAAUGAGGUCCACCACAUCCGCCUGGAGGAGAGCAAGUUUUUUGGGGAGUACCAGGGAAAGAGCUUCACCUUUACGUCCUUCCAUGUGCACAAGAAGUAUGGGGUAUGUCUGAUAGGCGUACGCCGUCUGGACACGGCCAACAUCCUGUUGAACCCGGGCCCCUGUCACAUCAUGGCCGCCUCCGACACCUGCUUCUAUAUCAACAUCUCCAAGGAGGAGAACUCGGCGUUUGUGCGGGGGCAGCGCGAGUCUCUGCUGGGCCCCGGGGGGUGUGCUCCAGGGGCCCCUCACACCAUCUACCACGGGUUGACACGCUUGCCCGUUCACAGCAUCAUCGCCAGCAUGGGUACGGUCGCCAUCGACCUGCAGGACUCCGGCGACAGCGGCGACGGGGCCGGGGCCGGGUCCAAGGGCUCGGCGGGCCCCGAGAGCGGGGGCGUGGCUGAGAGGGGCUGUGACCCCAGCACGGAGAGGGGGAACACCCUGAGUCUCCCCAUAACGGUGGACGCCGCCCCGCCAAGGCGACACAGCAUCGCCCCCGUCCUGGACCUGGGGGAGGUCAAUGGCCCCACCUUUGACCUGCUGGGGGACCAAUCGGAGGACGAAGCAGGCGAGGAUGGCGAGGAGGGUGGGAAGGCCGCCAACUCUCCCAGUCCUUGGUGGGGAGGACACUGCGAGUGGGUGAAAGGGUACCCCCUGAACUCCCCCUACAUUGGCAGCUCCCCCACCCUCUGCCAUCUCCUCCAGGAGAAGGUGUCCUUCUGCUGUCUCCGGCUGGACAAGGCCUGCCACCACGUGCCCUACGAGGACGCCCGCGCAUACGGCUUCAGGAACAAGCUGAUCAUCGUUUCGGCCGAGAGGGCGGGAAACGGGCUCUACAACUUCAUCGUGCCUCUGCGGGCAUACUACCGGCCCAAGAAGGAGCUCAACCCCAUCGUGCUGCUCCUAGAGAGCCCACCCGAGGCUGACUUCCUGGAGGCCAUCUGCUGGUUCCCCAUGGUAUUCUACUCCGUGGGAUCCAUCGACAACCUGGACAGCCUGCUCCGCUGUGGCGUCACCUUCGCCGACACCAUGGUGGUGGUGGACAAGGAGAGCUCCAUGAUCGCGGAGGAGGACUACAUGGCCGAUGCCAAGACCAUCGUCAACGUCCAGACUCUCUUCAGGCUGUUCCCAGCACUCAGCAUCAUCACGGAGCUCACCCACCCUGCCAAUAUGCGCUUCAUGCAGUUCAGGGUGAAGGACCAUUACUCUCUAACACUGUCCAGGCUGGAGAAGAAGGAGAGGGAAAAAGGCUCCAACCUGGUCUUUAUGUUCCGCCUGCCCUUUGCUGCAGGGAAGGUCUUCAGUGUCAGCAUGCUGGACACGUUACUGUACCAGUCCUUUGUGAAGGACUACAUGAUCUCCAUCACCAGGCUGCUUCUGGGGCUGGAUUCUACUCCGGGUUCUGGGUUCCUGUGUGCUAUGAAGAUCACGGAGGAAGAUUUGUGGAUCCGCACUUAUGGCCGGCUCUACCAGAAGCUGUGCUCAUCUACCGGAGACAUCCCCAUCGGCAUCUACAGGACUGAGGCACGGACACUGCCUGUAUCAGAGUCCCAGGUGUCCAUCAGUGUGGAGGACUGCGAGGACACCCGCGAGGGCCGCGAGCCCCUGCUGUGCCGGGCCGGCCCCCACUGUAACUCCACCUCCUCUGAGCCACCCUCCGCAUCCUCCUCUGAGCACCCGCUGCUUCGCCGUAAGAGCAUGCAGUGGGCGCGACGCCUGAGCCGCAAGGGGGGCCGGGGCCCGGGAGGGGCCAAGGGGCCAGGCAGCGCCGCUGAGCGCAUCAGCCAGCAGCGGCUUACGCUGUUCCGCCGCUCCGAGCGGCAAGAGCUCAACGCCCUGGUGCGCACGCGCAUGAAGCACCUCGGCCUGUCCCCGUCUGGAUACAAUGGAAUGACGGACCAGUGCAACACGUUGUCCUACAUCCUCAUCAACCCCUCGCCAGACAGUCGUCUGGAGCUUCACGACGUUGUGUACCUGAUCCGGCCCGACCCGCUCUCCCAGGUGCCGGGCCGAGGAGCCCCCCAGAAUGCUGGCUCUGGGCGCUGUGAUGGGCACAGGUUCCACACACGGGGCAGUACGCAUCUGUAGGCUGGGGAGCGUGGAGUGACAGGAACGGACGAGGCUGCGGGGACCAGGAGGGGGCGCUGUCGCGGAGGGAGGAAAAUCAGCAGAGGGGAGGAAGAGGAAAGAGCUGCACUUUUAAUCAUUUCUGCACCAAAUACGAAAUCCUGCCUUUAUGUGUGUAUUUUGGGGAGACGGAGGCUUCUGCUGCCUGCUUUUAUUUUCUCUCCGCACUGAGAGACUCUCAUUUUCAGCCAAGUCGCUAAACACCUACAUGUAUGCUGGGCGCCAACCAGCAUACAC
Paramormyrops kingsleyae is the source of this 5217-nucleotide messenger RNA. The record is from RefSeq and is a predicted model, not a curated record. NCBI's taxonomy places the organism in Eukaryota, Metazoa, Chordata, Actinopteri, Osteoglossiformes, Mormyridae.